Molecule: messenger RNA, 2565 nt
Organism: Mugil cephalus (flathead mullet)
Lineage: Eukaryota; Metazoa; Chordata; Actinopteri; Mugiliformes; Mugilidae
Gene: men1
Product: multiple endocrine neoplasia I
Exons: 10
Coding region: 178-2121 (647 amino acids)
Biological process (GO): negative regulation of cell cycle; negative regulation of cell population proliferation; regulation of transcription by RNA polymerase II
Cellular component (GO): histone methyltransferase complex; nucleus; chromatin
Molecular function (GO): chromatin binding; transcription cis-regulatory region binding; Y-form DNA binding
Source: RefSeq, a predicted model, not a curated record
UACGUACGUGCGUGUGGUUGUCAGAUCUGCGAUGUGACGCAAACGCGCUACUUCCGAGUAGGAGAAAGAGAACUGCGCGGCAAAAGAAGGGGGACACAAACAAAAACAUGUGGCGGAGGCUGAGAGGAUAAACGGUACUGCAGGUGAGGAGACACAUACAGACUGAAACCAGACGUCAUGGGUUUGCACUCGGCCCAGAAGAAGCACUUCCCCCUUCGAGGGAUUGACGGCGUGGUCCAACUCUUCGAGGCCGAGCUCUGCAAGCCCGAGCCGGACCUCGCCCUCCUCUCGCUGGUCCUGGGCUUCGUGGAGCACUUCCUCGCCGUGAACCGGGUCGUCCCCAUCAACGUCCCCGGCGUCCAGUUCGAACCGCUGGAGCCGGACUGCCCCAACUCCUGCUUCCCCACCGUGGAGCUGGGGAUGAUCUCGGCGCUGUACGAGCGCUUCACGGCCCAGAUCCGCGGGGCGGUGGACCUGUCGCAGUACCGGAGGACACCUGCAGGGUCCAGCAGGGAGCUGGUGAAGAAAGUGUCCGACGUGAUCUGGAACAGCCUCAGUCGCUCUUACUUCAAGGACCGGGCGCACAUCCAGUCGCUCUUCAGCCUCAUCACAGGCACCAAACUGGACAGCUCGGGGGUGGCUUUCGCGGUGGUGGCGGCGUGUCAGGUGUUGGGGCUGAAGGACGUCCACCUGGCUCUGUCCGAGGACCACGCCUGGGUCAUAUUCGGCAAAAACGGCGAGGAGACGGCGGAGGUCACCUGGCACGGGAAGGGUAACGAGGACCGGAGAGGACAGACGGUCACGGCAGGAGUCAAUGAGAAGAGCUGGCUGUAUCUGAAGGGCUCCUACAUGAAGUGUGACAGGAACAUGGAGGUGGCCUUCAUGGUCUGCGCCAUCAACCCGUCUCUGGACCUUCACACCGACAGCUCUGAGCUGCUGCAGCUACAGCAGAAGCUCCUCUGGCUGCUCUAUGACCGAGGGAACCUGGACAGAUAUCCGAUGGCUAUGGGGACGCUGGCAGACCUGGAGGACCAGGAACCGAUCCCAGGAAAGGAGAGUCCCCUGAACAUCCACCUCAAGGCCGUGAGUUCUGCUCAGAAACACUACAACAACGAGCACAUCUACCCCUACAUGUACCUGGCAGGUUUCCACUACAGACACCGGGACGUUCGCGAGGCCCUGAGGUCCUGGGCCCAGGCCGCUCAGGUCAUGCAGGAAUACAACUACUUCCGCGAGGACGAGGAGAUCUACAAGGAAUUCUUUGACAUCGCCAACGACGUCAUCCCCACUCUGCUGAAGGAGACGUCUUCUGCUGCAGAGAGUCCUGGGGAGGGAGGAGACGGGGGAGACGGAGCCGACAAGGAUCACCCUAAACAGGCCGCGGUCUUCUCAGCACUCCAAGACCCAGAAUGCUUUGCACACCUGCUGCGUUUUUACGACGGCAUCUGCAAGUGGGAGGAGGGAAGCCCCACGCCGGUCCUUCACGUGGGCUGGGCCACGUACCUGGUCCAGUCUCUGAGUCGCUUCGACGCUCAGGUGCGUCAGAAGGUGUCGAUCAUCACCAAAGAGCCCGAGUCCCAGGACGACGACGACCAGUCCAGCGAGGACCCCCGCGAAGGCCGCAGACGAGGCCCGAGGAGGGAGUCCAGGCUGGAGGACCAGAACUCACCUCCUCCUGCUCCUCCUCCUCCUGGAGCUCCCACCUCCCCGUCCUCCCAGUCGUCAACAACAACAACAACAACAACAACCACCACAACCACAGCUCAGCCCAAGAAGGUCGGGGAGGGGGGCGUCCGCCGCCGCUCCUCUCAGGGGCUACGAGCUGCAGACUCGGAAGGAAAACCGAAAUCCCCGAGCCCGAGCCCGGCGUCCUCGCCCACGUCCCAGCAGCAGCAGCAGCAGCAGGCGUCCAUGUCCCCGUCCCCGCCGGGUCCCGUGGUCGCCUUCCAGAGCGAGAAGAUGAAGGGCAUGAAGGAGCUGCUGUGCGCGGCCAAGGUGAACUCGAGCGCCAUCAAGCUGCAGCUCACCGCCCAGUCCCAGGUCCAGAUGAAGAGGCAGAAGAGCACGCCGGCCGGAGACUACUCCAUGUCCUUCAUGAAGCGCCAGCGCAAGUCACUGUAAAAAAAAACAAAACAAAGCUAGAGCCGUAGGAGGCGGUAGGAGGCGGUAGGAGAUACUGUGAACAGCAUCAGCAGGGACGUUCUGUCUGUCAGCGAAAAAAAAACAAAAAACUAAUAAUAAUAAUAAUAAUAAUAAUAAAUGAAAACCAGUGUUUUCUUAUCCGGGGGGGGGAUUUUACACCCUCUCGAUCUGGAUCGAAAGCGUCACAUAUCAGGUUUGAACUGAAGGAGUGAACAUUUCAUUCUCGUCUUUAUUUAAACACGUUUAGCUCCCGGGGGGAACCUGCCCCGGGUUUUUAUUUUUGUUAUUUUUCUAGAUAGGUCACAGGCGUUCACUCAUCAGUAGUUUGUGUUUUUUAAUUGGCAGCCAAUUGCACACGGACGCGUGGAGGCCAAACGCAAACCUACAGACAUGUAAAUAUCAGCUGUUUUGUCGACUGAAGCC